UUUAGCCACAUCUCUUAUUGUUUCCUUCGGAACGUGUCUGUCCACUCCCCCCGAAUUUCCCUUCUAUCUCUCUCUUACUAGCUGUGAGGAAAAAUAUUAACAUCAUCUGCUUCAUUGCUUGUUUACUCCCCAAUUGUCUCAUCCUCCAUUCAAAUUUAUCUGUCUCUGUAAUUCACCAACACUCCUCAUCCAUGGCUCCAGCUGCAGAAGUUUCAACGAACCAACAGUAUCAAGGAGAUGAAACUAGAAAUGGGCAGGAAAUCGGCAAUAAUGUUAAUGCGUCAUACAAAGUAACCGUGGUUGGUAGUGGUAAUUGGGGAAGUGUUGCUGCUAAACUCAUUGCUUCUAAUACUCUUAAGCUUAACUCCUUUCAUGAUGAAGUGAAGAUGUGGGUGUAUGAGGAGACCUUACCCAACGGUGAUAAACUAACUGAUGUCAUAAACCAGACAAACGAGAAUGUUAAGUAUCUACCUGGGAUAAAACUAGGGAAAAAUGUUGUUGCUGAUCCGGACAUUGCAAAUGCUGUUAAGGAUGCAAACAUGCUAGUUUUUGUGACUCCACAUCAAUUCAUGGAAGGUAUAUGCAAGAGACUUGAGGGGAAAAUAAAGGAAGAGGGUGUUCAGGCUAUAUCACUUAUCAAAGGUAUGGAAGUCAAAAAGGAAGGACCAUGCAUGAUUUCUAGCCUCAUCUCUGAAAAGCUUGGAGUGGACUGUUGUGUUCUCAUGGGAGCAAACAUCGCCAAUGAGAUUGCUGUGGAGAAGUUCAGUGAAGCAACAGUUGGAUACAGAGAGGAUAAAGAGGUUGCGGAGAUAUGGGUUAAGCUAUUUGGGACUCCCUAUUUCCAAGUAUCUGCUGUUCAAGAUGUGGAGGGUGUCGAACUAUGUGGAACACUGAAAAACGUAGUGGCCAUUGGAGCAGGUCUUGUCGAUGGCCUGGAUAUGGGGAAUAACACGAAGGCAGCUAUUAUGAGAAUUGGUCUUAGAGAGAUGAAAGCUUUCUCUAAGCUCAUGUUCCCUUCUGUUAAGGACAGCACCUUCUUCGAAAGCUGUGGGAUAGCAGAUGUCAUCACUACAUGCUUGGGAGGAAGAAACAGGAGGGUUUCGGAAGCUUUUGCUAGGAAUGGUGGAAAAAGGUCUUUUGAUGAGCUUGAAGCGGAGUUGUUGCAGGGCCAGAAACUACAGGGUGUAUCAACUGCCAGAGAAGUGUACGAGGUUCUAAGCCACCGUGGAUGGCAAGAACUAUUCCCACUGUUCACUACAGUGCAUAAGAUCUGCAUAGGUCUCCUUCCCCCAUCUGCCAUUGUCGAACAUAGUGAGCAUACUCCAAAUUUCUUACUGGUUGAAGGCUCUGCAGAGUACUACUGACCCUUUCUCAAGCAUCAACUGAAACUCCAACCAAAUGGAAGACUGUCAAGCUACAAAACUUUCAGCGGACAGAAGUCUAGAUGGGUUUUUGUUGACACGCGACACAAAGUGCAACACAAGUGGGUUGAUAUGGGGAAACUUUUCAUGCUCUUAGAUGUACUGGCCUAGUGAGUAGUGACCCUUUUGUAAGGUUUCUUUUGCUGGAAGAAUCAUAGCCUUUUCUUCAUAUUUACUUGUUCUUAAAGACUAAAUUAUGACAGUCUAAUAGCCCUAAUAAUAUCUCCUAUUC
This is a messenger RNA of Papaver somniferum (opium poppy), 1653 nucleotides long. Its product is annotated as glycerol-3-phosphate dehydrogenase [NAD(+)]-like. The coding region runs from base 192 to 1364 and encodes 390 amino acids. Gene Ontology annotation, cellular component: glycerol-3-phosphate dehydrogenase (FAD) complex; cytosol. The transcript has 11 exons. Gene Ontology annotation, biological process: glycerol-3-phosphate catabolic process; carbohydrate metabolic process. Gene Ontology annotation, molecular function: protein homodimerization activity; NAD binding; glycerol-3-phosphate dehydrogenase [NAD(P)+] activity. The record is from RefSeq and is a predicted model, not a curated record. NCBI's taxonomy places the organism in Eukaryota, Viridiplantae, Streptophyta, Magnoliopsida, Ranunculales, Papaveraceae.